CUAUAUAACGUCGAUAUGACCGUAGAGAAGCCCUCUGUCUAUCCUCAUCCAGAUAUCAUGAACCCCUUCGGCCAUCUCGGUCACCACCACCAUCGGCGAGAUGAGGAGGAGGAGGAGGAGCGCCGCUUUCCUCCGCCUGGAUACUAUCCACCAGCUCCCGAUCAGCCCUACUUCGGCGGUCCCCCUUAUCCACCGGCCGUGCAGCACGUGUCUCACGAGGGCGGACAUGGAUACGGUCCGACCCCUCCCAUCUACCCUCCUCCUCCUGGAUCAUACGGCGAGAGGAGUUACAGCGGUGACCCGUCUCACCACGGUCCUCCGCCUCCCAUAUACCCUCCCGUUCCGGCUCCUGGGCACCCAGGAGAAGUGGGGCACCAUCACCAUCAUCACCAUGGUUUCCCGCACUUUCCCGGUAUUCAACACGUGAGCCACCACAGUUGGGAGGAAGGGGCUGCGCCUCAUGGGCAACCGACGGUGAGGAUUUACACCAAGGCGGAGCCGAACUUUUCUCUCUCCAUCAGAGAUGGGAAGGUUAUCCUCGCCCGCAACAAUCCCGCGGACCCUUACCAGCACUGGAUCAGAGACUUAAGGUACAGUACCAAGGUGAAGGAUGAAGAAGGCUUCCCAAGCUUUUCUCUGAUUAACAAGGUUACUGGCGAAGCUAUCAAACACUCUAUUGGAGCAACCCAUCCUGUUAGGUUGAUUUCAUAUAAUCCCAACUAUCUAGAUGAGUCAGUUCUGUGGGCUGAGAGCAAGGACUUGGGUGAUGGCUUCCGAUGCAUAAGGAUGGUAAACAAUAUUCGCUUGAAUUUUGAUGCCUUUCAUGGCGACAAAAACCACGGAGGGGUAAAAGAUGGAACCAUUGUUGUUCUAUGGGAGUGGCUGAAGGGAGAUAACCAAAGGUGGAAGAUUGUUCCUCACUGAAAUAUUCGGAGAUCUUCUGUGGCGCUGUAUUCAUGUCUGGUGAUUCUUGAUUUUAUCAUGCUAUUCAGAAUAUAACUUAGCUUUCAUGUGUGUAAUCUCAGUCUCUUAGCAUGAGCAGAUAUUUCUAGUCAGACCUUGUGUUCUUUCCUUUACAUUUUCAUGCUAUCCCAACGUCAUCAAACCCUGCCAGCCUUCUUGUGAUCAGAUGGUGUUGUCAGUUAUGUCAUUAUUAAUUGGAUUACAAAGACUAUGAUGAAAUUAAAUAAAUUUUAUGAAAUCAAGAAUAUUGUUGAUAUGA
Molecule: messenger RNA, 1222 nt
Organism: Zingiber officinale
Lineage: Eukaryota; Viridiplantae; Streptophyta; Magnoliopsida; Zingiberales; Zingiberaceae
Product: ricin B-like lectin R40G3
Exons: 4
Coding region: 16-924 (302 amino acids)
Source: RefSeq, a predicted model, not a curated record